Molecule: messenger RNA, 1766 nt
Organism: Micromonas pusilla CCMP1545
Lineage: Eukaryota; Viridiplantae; Chlorophyta; Mamiellophyceae; Mamiellales; Mamiellaceae
Exons: 1
Coding region: 1-1668 (555 amino acids)
Source: RefSeq, a predicted model, not a curated record
AUGAACGUCCUCGCGCGUAUCGGACGCGCGCUGUUCCCUCCGCGCGAGGCGCCCGCGCCGAUCUCGCUCUACGUCGGCGACGCGCGCGUCGAGCUCCCGCCCGGGACGACGCUGAGAGUCCCCGAUACGUCAGGGCGCCGAGCGUGGCUCUUCGUGCGCGAGGGCUCCCCGCCGCCGCCGACGACGACGCCGGCGCCGCCGACGCCAGCGGUCUUGAUUCCCGCGCCGCCGACGCCGGCGGCGAUUUCCGCGCCGCCGACGCCGCCGACGCUCGAGCCGCCGCGCGCGAGAGAGGCGCCUCGAGAAGGUGCGCUCGUCGAGGCGGAGGACCUCGACGCUCCGCCUCCCGCGAAGGCCGCUCCUCCUCCUCCUCCUCCUCCUCCUCCUCCUCGGCCUCGGCCUCUGGCUCCGCCGCCCUCUCCUCCGCGCAACGACCGCGUCGCCGGCGACGACGACGACGACGAGGAAGAAGACGCGGCGUGGGAUGACGCCGUGAAGAGGGACCCGCACAUCAAGAAGGAAGGCGAGACGUCUCGGGGACUCAAACGCAAGUCCCCGGAGCCCGAGGCUGCGCCGACACAGCCCGAGUCUCCGCGCUCGAAAUAUGUCGGCUCGAAAUACGUCGGUGUGUACAAUCAAGGUGGGACGACGUGGAGGGCGCAACACAGCAACAGAUACCUCGGCAUGUUCCAGACCGAGCUCGAGGCCGCGGAAGCCUACGCGAAAGCCGCGGGCUUACGCGAACCACUGAUCAAGCGGAACGGCCUCAGCGGCUUGGCUUUACUCCACGACACGCGCGCGAGAGAGAGAGUGGCGGCUCCCCCCGAGCGCGACGCAUCUAACGAGCGAGUCGCCCCCACCGAGAGCGCGACCGGCGGCGACGAUUCGGCGACCGAAGGCGUGCCUCCGCGGAACGAGGAACGCCCCGAAGCGGACGCUGACGUCAUCGGCGGCGGCGACGACGCGGGCGAUGCCGCGGAAGAAAGACCGUCGAAAAUCCAGCUGCAGAAGCGCGUUACAACGGUGAUGCAGCGCGUUCGCGUCAAGCUCGGGAAGAACUAUAUACACGCCGACGAUCCGCCGCCGGAGGGUUGGCCGCAGGGCGUGCCGUUCAGCGGGCUGCCUAACUCGCUCGACUACGGGGAAGAAGGGAGGAAACAACUCGAGGCCAUUCUCGCGUGGGCGGAAUCGCAAGAUUUGCCGGAGGCGCCGACGAGCGCACGGCGUAGAUCUCCAGUCACCCCGGAUCUCAUCCCUUACGUCGACCUCACCCCUCUCGACGAGAAGCGCAGGAGCAUACCCACGCAGAGAUUCGUCGCUGGCCCGGCGUCGGGUAGAUUACCGACGCCGGAGAACGACACCCCGCCGCCGCCGCCGCCGAGGGUGAUGGCGUGGCAACGUGACUGUCGUGGUUUGUGCGGGACAGCAUGUCGCUGCCAUGGCUUUGGACCUGACCGAGAAGCGCUGCUCCGGAGCGGCGAAUACAAGGAGAAAUCCGUCAAGUGUCCUCGAAACGGCGGAUGCGGCGGGGACAUCCUCCUCAUGUUCACGCGCGACGCCGCGCGCGACGGCGCGAACCUCAGAUGCCCGUACGAGGAGUGCGGCCUGGAUCUCGCGCUCCCGAAGAAAUACACGAAGUACUUCGACAACACCUGCUCGUCCGGGUGAACGAAACGCGCGACGCCGACGACGAAUGAACAGAACGACCGAAGGCCGUGACUCGACGACUACACUUGAAUACAUACGCGCGCGCGCAUCUACAUCUC